AUGUGGUGGCUGCUGGCUGUGUUCAGCUGUGUGCUGAUGGUGCUGCUGAUCAUCUUCUUGCUCACCACCGGGAAGCGCCACAAUGUCUUCAGCGAGAAGUGUGUGAGACCACCGGGACCCUUGGUGACAGACGCCAAACAGAGGGACGAGAGGCUAAAGAAAGGCUUUCGUGUGGACCGCAUCCCCCCGGCUCUGGAUGCAGUGGUGAUUGGCAGUGGCGUGGGAGGCCUGGCGGCGGCGGCGCUUCUGUCCAAGGCCGGGAAGAGAGUGGUGGUGCUGGAGCAGCACGAUCAGGCCGGAGGCUGCACACACACCUUCCAGAAUAAGGGCUUUGAGUUUGACGUGGGCAUCCAUUACCUGGGCCAGCUCCAUGACAACAGCCUGCUGAGAGUGGCCCUGGAUCAGAUCACCGAGGGACAGCUGCAGUUCACACGGCUGGAGGAGCAUUUUGAUACGCUGAUCCUGGGUCAGGAUGACACACGCAGAGAAUAUCACAUCCACGCAGGGAAGACCGAGAUGGCGGCCAACCUGAAGAGGCAGUUCCCAGGAGAGGAGAAGGCCAUCGAUGAGCUGAUGAGACUCAUGAAGGUGGCUGCACGGCGGGCGGCACUCAUCGCCUCCCUGAAAUUGAUCCCCUAUUGGCUGGUUAACUUCCUGAUUCGGACUGGCCUAUUAGAUCGCAUAUCAUCAGUGUUCCGCCUCGCUACCAGCAACCAUUCCGAAGUGAUAUCCCGCCUCACUCAGAACAAGGACCUUCAUGCUCUGUCUGCCUACCUGUUUUAUGGCGUCCCUCCUAAAGAGUCCAGUUUCCUCAUUAACGCCCUCCUCCUGCACCACUACAAGCGUGGCGCCUACUACCCACGGGGGGGCGCCAGCGAGUUCGCUUUCCACAUCAUCCCUGUCAUUCAGCAGGCAGGGGGCGCUGUGCUGGUCAGGGCCCCUGUGCAGCGCAUCCUGCUCAACCAGCAAGGAAAGGCCUACGGUGUGACGGUGCGUAAAGGACAGGAGGAGGUUGAGGUCCACGCCCCAGUUGUUAUCUCCAACGCAGGAAUCUUCAACACUUUCCAGAAGUUUCUGCCCAAGCACAUACAGGAGAAGUCAGAGAUCCAGUCACUGUUGGGUAUGGUGCGUCAUGGUAUGGGCUCCUUCCUGGUGUUUGUGGGUCUUGAUGGGACCAAAGAGGAGCUUGGCAUCGUCUCCACAAACUUCUGGAUGUACAAAGACAACGACCUGGACUCAAUAAUGGAGCGCUACUCCUCCCUGAGCAGAGAGGAGGUACUGGGGAACAUUCCCAUGAUGUUCAUCACCUUCCCAUCGGCCAAAGAUCCUACAUCCAACAUAAGACAACCUGGUAAGUCCUGCAUGACGUUGCUCACCAUGGCCCGGUACGAGUGGUUUGAGGAGUGGGAAGGGACAAAGAUGGGCAAGAGGGGACAGGACUACCUGGACAUGAAGAACAGCAUGGCCCAAGAGCUGUUGGGCUGGGCACUGAAGAUCUUCCCUCAGCUGCGAGACAAGGUAGUGAUGGUGGAUGCUGCCACGCCUCUGACAAAUGUCCACUACCUGGGCGCUCCGAGAGGCGAGAUGUACGGUGCCGAGCACAACCUGGAGCGCUUCGCCCCAGAGACAAUUGCCAAGACACGAUCACAGACGCCUGUGGAGGGACUCUACCUGACAGGUCAGGACGUGUUCUGUAACGGCAUGGCGGGCGCGCUGCAUGGCGGGCUGCUCUGUGCCUCUGCCGUCCUCAAUCAGAUCCUCUACAUCGAUCUACUGGCCCUGAAGAUGCGCCUCAAACAUAAACAGAAACGGGCCAAUCACAAGCCAGCCAGGCAGUGA
Molecule: messenger RNA, 1839 nt
Organism: Myripristis murdjan (pinecone soldierfish)
Lineage: Eukaryota; Metazoa; Chordata; Actinopteri; Holocentriformes; Holocentridae
Product: all-trans-retinol 13,14-reductase-like
Exons: 12
Coding region: 1-1839 (612 amino acids)
Molecular function (GO): oxidoreductase activity
Source: RefSeq, a predicted model, not a curated record